GUUAAAGCCUUAUUGGCAAGAGGCGCUCGAAGAACACAGAAGGAGUAUUAAAAAGCGAAAACAAGAAGAUAAGGAAAAUUUUGAUUCCGAGAAAGAAAGGAAGUCCACUAAAAAAUCAAAAAAAAUUAUCAGAAGUUGGACGACUAGCGGAGUGAUCAGUCCAGAUCAAAGGGCUAAGUUCUACUAUGCAGACCCAGCGGAAACCAACAUUGAAUUGGUGAAUAAAAUCUUAGAAGGUGAAUUUGUGGCACUCCACGGUCCACGAGCGUCCGGAAAGUCAACACGAAUAUAUCGUACCAUGCAGCAAUUAACAGAACGACAUAAUUGCCAUUGUUUCUACAUUACUUUACAAAACGUCGAAAUUGACACUUGCGCAGCACGUUUCUGGUCUGAUUUAGGAAGAAAUCUACAAAUAUUGAAUGUUUCUUUAUUUAAUCGUCCAUCUAUAAAGUCUGGAAGUGAGUUUGCCGCAGCAUUUAACGAAUGGAACUCCGUCGUCAUCUUCGUAGAUGAGUUUGAUAGAUUGUAUGGUGCAAUCGAUAAAGUUCGUAACGAGUUCCUUGGUUGCUUUCGCACCAUCAAGCACGCUAUGGCCGCGAAUUCGAAUUAUCCUAUCCUUUCGGUAGUCGUUGUUGGAACUUUUGGAAUUCUUGAGCUGAACUCAAGCAAUGACUACGAUUCACCAUUCAACGUCCGAAACCCUCUCCAGAAUCCUAAUUUAACUAAAAAGCAAGUGCAAAAGCUUUUCGAAAAGUUCGAAAUGGAACAUAAGUUCAAAGUUUGUCCAGAUAUUAUUGAAGAUAUCUACUUGCAGACAAAUGGACACGCUAGCAUGGUUUGCCUUUGCGGAAUUUUGAUAGAAAAAAUGAGAAUACUAGACGAUGAUGGUAAUUUCAACUUCGCAUCUUGGAAAGGCUUGGUUUUUAAAUCGUUGAAUAAGAACAUUUAUGGGUAUAGCACUUUCGAGAGGAUAAUAAAAGAUCUUCUCAAGGAGAAUUCAAGACCAGCAGUGGACCUCUUGCAUUUACAAUUUCUCCCAAAUCCCGAACCCGUUACUAUCAGAAAUUUACAGGAUCUAAUUCAGGCCUGUCAUCUCGCUAGAAAUGGGGUUUUGAUCACUGUAGACAAUCAAAAUGACACAUUCAAGAUGUCCUCACCUCUCUUACGCUCUGUUAUAUUACGUUAUGUCCUACCUGAUAUAUUCAAGUACUGCCCACCAAAUGAAAUACCAAAGCGUCCCGAUCAAAGCAUAAACUUGCUUAGUGCUUUAAAAGAUGCAGUUUGUACCUUCGAAAAACAAAAUAUCAAAUUGGCAGCUUUUCACUCGCAUAAGAAAGCACAGGUACCUGUUGGUGGAUCUACUAACGUAUUGGUUCCUCGAGAGAGCGUAUACCAACAGCAGCUUGCAGGCAUUUUUACAAAUUGGAUUUCAUCACUAGGCACCUUCCAAUUGGCCUGGCCAACCAACAUCAAUCCUUGA
Molecule: messenger RNA, 1480 nt
Organism: Funneliformis caledonium
Lineage: Eukaryota; Fungi; Glomeromycota; Glomeromycetes; Glomerales; Glomeraceae
Source: the annotation of a GenBank genome assembly